This is a messenger RNA of Fomitopsis serialis, 425 nucleotides long. RefSeq lists its product as uncharacterized. The transcript is spliced from 3 exons. The record is from RefSeq and is a predicted model, not a curated record. Lineage: Eukaryota; Fungi; Basidiomycota; Agaricomycetes; Polyporales; Fomitopsidaceae. The coding region runs from base 179 to 418 and encodes 79 amino acids.
CACGUUCAUCACGUGCCAUGUCGCGCGACGCGUCCCGUCAUCGAGUCUGACAUGGUUGUUGCUUCAACCUCUGCUUCGACCUCACAUCCGCUUCGACCUCGGCCUCACAUCCCAGUCCGUAUUCGUUCUCAAUCAUCGAUUCCCGCUUCGAUUAGAGCGUGUUGCAUGAAGGAAAUUCAUGAAAUUGGUUCUAGAUGGCGUCUGGGGCUUACUUCUGUCACGGUGUCCCGACGAUAGAAGAAAACCACAUAUCCGCAUCACACCGUGCGUAAUGCGCUCUCUGGACACCUCCAUCGUCGAAUUCCCCAAGUCGACGCGUCAGCGCGUGCUCGAAGACCACGCGUUGUACGCGCAGAUGGAAGUAUCAUCUUUCCGAUGUCAGCAUCGACAAUGCAUGGAAAUUCCUCGAGCUAUGUAAAAGCCAC